Messenger RNA from Adelges cooleyi (spruce gall adelgid), 2129 nucleotides. RefSeq names its product alanine--glyoxylate aminotransferase 2, mitochondrial. The transcript is spliced from 7 exons. Gene Ontology annotation, molecular function: pyridoxal phosphate binding; L-alanine:glyoxylate transaminase activity. Bases 497 to 2008 code for a protein of 503 amino acids. NCBI's taxonomy places the organism in Eukaryota, Metazoa, Arthropoda, Insecta, Hemiptera, Adelgidae. Gene Ontology annotation, cellular component: mitochondrion. Gene Ontology annotation, biological process: glyoxylate catabolic process. The record is from RefSeq and is a predicted model, not a curated record.
UGCGUUUCAUUGUUUUUUUUAAUUAUUAUUUUUAUUAUCAUCACAACCUUUGGCACCUACUAUAAUACUACUAUUACGGUAAUAAAAUAGUUUAUUGUAUCCAAUUACACACGGCGUUAAUGAACGGUUUAGGUGUGCACAUACCACAGGUACGCGCAUACUUGAAGGGCCUAUUAAAAUGCAAUAGAGUAGUGCGUUCGAGCGAAAAGGCGGCUUUCUUAUUUUUUUUCCCCAUUUCAACCGUUCCUUUUUGACAAAACUAAAAUUUAUUCUAACAACAACACACACACACAAGCCGUACAUUAUCAUUUGAACUUUGGCCCAGCAAAAGUCAAUCGGAGGGAAAAAAAGGCUGGGCGUGUGCGGUUACUAUAAUAAUUGUUUCCGUUCGCUGUAUAAUCAUUAUUGUAAUAUUGUUUUGAUUCGGCCGUUUGUUACUGUCGUUGCGGUACCCUAAACGGCAGCACCAGCAGCAGCAGCAGCUUUUUUUUUCACCAUGAAGCACGUCCGCAGUAAAUUCAAAGGCUUUCAUAAACCAUUCAACAAGUGCUACGGGACAAUAAAUCCUUUUCCGGUACUACCGCCAAUUGAUUUCACUCCUCCACCCUACAAAGGCCCGUCGUACGAGAAGGCGCAGUCGAUGCAGGCGCAAAAUGUGUUCCCUCAAAGACAGAUGUACGAGGAACCGUUGUUGCUGUACACGGGCAAAAUGCAGUGGCUGUUUGACCACAACGGCAAACGGUAUUUGGACAUGUUCGGCGGCAUAGCUACGGUCAGCGUGGGACACUGUCAUCCACGGAUCACCAACGCCAUAGCCCGUCAGGCGGCCAACUUGAAUCACGUAUCCGCAGUGUACGAACACCCUAAGCUGUACGAGUACGUGGAGAAGUUAGUGUCGAAAAUGCCCGAAGAUCUCAACACCGUAUACCUGGUCAACAGUGGGUCGGAGGCCAACCAACUGGCGUUGCAGUUGGCUAGGUUGUACACGGGCAACCAAGACGUGGUGUCUAUCCAAAACUGUUACCACGGCGUGGCGGGAAGUCUACACGGGCUUACCGCCCUGUCGGCCACCAGGUACAACCAGCCGGUAGGCCAUUCGCUGCACCACACGAUGUGCCCGGACGUGUUCAAAGGCAUUUGGGGCGGCAAGAACUGUAGGGACUCGCCGUCGCAAACCUUGAGGGCUUGCAAAUGCAGCAAAAACAACUGCUGGGCUGCCGACAAGUAUUACGACCAACUGGAACAGCUGUUCACAUAUUCGCUGCCCCGAGCCCAAGUGGCCGGGUUUUUCGCCGAAUCCAUUCAGGGCGUCGGCGGCGUCGUCCAGUUCCCGAAGGGUUAUCUGAAAAAAGCGUACGAGCUGAUCAAAAGCAACGGCGGUCUGUGCGUGGCCGACGAGGUGCAAACCGGAUUCGGCCGGACCGGAGAGCAUUUUUGGAACUUUCAAUCGCACGGCGUCACGCCCGACAUAGUGACCAUGGCCAAAGGAAUAGGUAACGGGUUCCCCAUGGCGGCGGUGGUGACCACGUCGGAAAUAGCCAAAUCGUUGAACCCGGGAUUUCACUUCAACACGUUUGGCGGAAAUCCGGUGGCGUGCGCGGUGGGAAUCGAAGUGUUGGAGGUGAUCGAAGACGAGAAGAUGCAACAGAACAGUCUGGAAGUGGGCACGUACUUUAUAGAGAAACUGUGCGGCAUGAGGCGCGAAUGGUCGGUGAUCGGCGACGUGCGGGGCAAAGGGCUGAUGAUCGGGGUGGAGUUGGUGGACAAAAAACACGACGAGAGCGACACGGGAAUUCCCACCAGUCCUUUGAGCUCCAGAGCUAUUUCUCGCAUCAAAAACGACUGUUCCAAGAUGGGACUCCUCAUCGGCAUCGGCGGAGCUCGAUCCAACGUAUUGCGGUUUAUGCCACCCAUGUGCGUGACAAAGGACGAUGUAGAUUUCACCAUAGCAGUGCUGAGGCGUGCCUUGCAAAACUAUUACGAAGCGAAAUUUCGCAAUAACCUCUGAGUAUUUUUUUUUUUAUUAUUGUUAUAAUAUAUAAAAUAAGUUGAAAAUAUUUUUAAUAAAAUAAUAAUAUGUAUACGUUUUAUUGAAGUAUAAAAAAAGAACAAAGCAAAGUGUGAAAAUA